Molecule: messenger RNA, 1716 nt
Organism: Metarhizium acridum CQMa 102
Lineage: Eukaryota; Fungi; Ascomycota; Sordariomycetes; Hypocreales; Clavicipitaceae
Source: RefSeq, a predicted model, not a curated record
AUGGUUCCGCAAACACGUGCAAGCCGCAGGCGCACCAAUGCAUCCACGCUUCAUCCAUCUGUUGAGGCCGCCUACAAUCAUGUGAGUACUGCAUCUAGCGGCGACAACCUCAACGGAAACCCCGAGCCCAAGAGUACCAGCCAUGAGGCCGAUCGCCACCCAAAAGCGGAAACGGAAACCGAAGCGCCUCAGGUGCUCGUAUACGUGAGGGGCGUGGAGAUGAACGUACCGCAAACCUACGAUCCCGACACGUACUAUCCCGAUAGGCGAAUGCCAUGGACGCCCGAACCAGAACCAUAUAGUCCCGAAACCUAUACGGCCUGGGGUCGGAAACAUUUUGGUGAAGAGUGGUAUAAACUGCGGCAGACCAUGAUCGAGGAAAGGAACAUUUUCCUUGAGUACGAUCCGGUCUAUCAUGAACGCCAAAGAACCCUUAGGAUAAUAGCGCAUAAGAUCGAACGCCGGCCGUUUGAACCUCGCAGUCGUAUAUUUGGUGCGGACUGGAAACGACUCUGGGCUCGGCUUUCAAAGGAAUGGGGCAUUGAAAUUGUUCGUUCCCCAACACCUCAGAAAAACAGCGAUGAUAGCGAUACCGACCUUAGCGGGUACAGCACCUAUGAUCCUACCCCUGAAUAUCGUACACCCAGUCCCUUUCCCGAAGAUCCGUGGGAAAGGUUAGAGUAUGAUCGGAAACGUUUCUCUUGGAACGAGGAGGAGUAUGAAUUUGAAAAGAUCUUUCUCAAGGAGAACCUUAUAGAUAUGACUAGGUGCCGACAUGAAAACGAGCCAGGUGACAAGCCAGCCCGUGAGAAGCGGCAACUAAUGGAAAGCUUUCGCAACAAGGACCCUCUUCGAUUCCGCAUUGAACAGGACCGCUUUCAGGCUCAUAUUGAUCUCCGAAAGAAGGGAUGGACAACGGAGCAGAUCGAAGCUUUAUAUAAUGCUACAGUUUCAAUGCAUGAAUGGAUCAAGAGGAACUCUGCACGAAGUAAAAUGCGUUUAUACCUUGCCGAAAAUCUUGGAAAACCCACUCCUGAACAACAAGCUGCAAGAAGUAGCUGGUGGGAUAAGAUUCGAGAUGCAACUAUUGAGUACUACGGCGCGUGUCCACGCAAAGGGUGGGAUUCUUUUGGCUUCUCAAUAUAUGACUUCUUAGUCGGCGUCACAACAACACUGAGCUACGAGGAGAAGGAGGAAGAGGAAAUCUGGCGCCAGAACACCCAUGCUCGCUUGUGUAGCCGACGACAACAAGAGGCCCUGGCAAGCACCAAAGGCGAUGCUCAAGCUACAGAAAAGGCGCCGAACCCAUCCCCUCGACAGACGGCAAAAGCUCUACAUGGGACGCGCAGCGGCCGAAUUACCAAGGAGGCACCGACACACGCAAAGGCCUCGCCAUCAGACCCAAGGCGUCGUCGUCCUAAUCCUGAAGCGGUAGGUGAGCUCGGAAAUAGCACGAGGACGGCAUCCCAGAUCCACAAGAGGCAGCCUAAGACCUAUAAGAAGGAGCGCUCAAGCCGAAGGCAGGCAGGUAAGGCACCUGAAUACGGCAUGCUAGACGAAGGUGAAAUACCAUAUUCUUUGCGAAAGCCCUCCAACACACGUCCAACAAGCCGCUCAAGUCUCCGUGGUGGCAAAAAGUCGAAAGGGGAAAGGGAGGCUAGGAGCGUGAAAUCCCGAGAGACUUUGAAGUCUCGUAAAUCAAGGAGAGCCGGUUGA